Aspergillus mulundensis is the source of this 1473-nucleotide messenger RNA. RefSeq lists its product as uncharacterized. The transcript is spliced from 4 exons. The record is from RefSeq and is a predicted model, not a curated record. Gene Ontology annotation, biological process: transmembrane transport. NCBI's taxonomy places the organism in Eukaryota, Fungi, Ascomycota, Eurotiomycetes, Eurotiales, Aspergillaceae. Gene Ontology annotation, molecular function: transmembrane transporter activity. Gene Ontology annotation, cellular component: membrane. Bases 1 to 1473 code for a protein of 490 amino acids.
AUGUCAACUCUUGAGCCAAGGAAGAGCAGCAUUCACGAUGAGCGGGAGGCGGAUACAAUGACGAUGGGGAAGAAGAAUGGGAGCAUCAUAGAGGCUCAGGUUGACCUAGAGUUUCGAGCUUGCGAGAAAAGGAUUGUUCGGAAGUUGGACAUGACGCUCGUGCCUAUGAUCUUCAUCCUCUAUCUGUUCAAUUAUCUCGACAGAAACAACAUUGCGCAAGCGAAACUCGACACGUUUAUGGAAGACCUGGGCCUCGGAGGAAGUGAUUACAGCACGGCUGUUUCCAUUGUGAAUGUCGGAUACAUCCUCAUGCAACUUCCCAGCAACAUGAUCCUCACCAAGGUCCGACCAUCUCUAUAUAUCCCCUUUUGGGUUUGCAUCUGGUCGUGCGUUUCUGCGUCAACCGCCGGAACUCACAACUUUAGCGGCCUCAUUGGGGUACGCAUAAUCCUUGGUAUCUGUGAAGCGCCUUUCUUUCCGGGCGUUUUCUACCUGCUGUCCUGCUGGUACACGAAGAAGGAACUGGCUCUUCGCUACGCGGCGUUGUAUUCUGGCCUUGUCCUUGCAACUGCAACGUCGGGGCUAUUGGCUGCGGCUAUCUUUGCUGGCCUCGAUGGUGCUCACGGGCUGGCAGGAUGGAAGUGGCUUUUCAUUAUAGAAGGCGCUGUGAGCUUCGGUAUGGGGCUGUUGGCGUUUCUCCUGAUACCAGAUCUUCCAGGGAUGAAUUCCGGCAGUGGAAGGUGGUUGCUCACUGACGAAGAGAAUCGGGUCGCAGUUGAGCGGAUGCGACGAGACGCGGUGUCUAAUCAAGACGACAACGAGUCGCUAAGGCAUGGACUGAAGCUGGCGGUGAUGGACGUCAAAGUCUGGAUUUUUUCCUUCAUCAUGUGUUCCAGUCAAAGCGCCUACGGCUUCAACCAGUUUUAUCCAACAAUCGUGGAAGGCUUUGGUCUCGGCAGCCGAACAAUAACCCUUGCCUGCACUGCGCCUCCGUAUAUCAUCGGUGCCUGCGUCGCCUGGUGCAUUGCCUGGUCAAGCGACAGGAGAAAGGAGCGCGGCUUCCACAUAUUCUUUCCAGUUUGCGUCGCCAUCGUCGGAUUUAUCAUCAGUGUCGCAACACUCAACAUCCCGGUCCGGUAUUUUGCGUCCUUCCUCUAUAUUUCGGGUAUAUUCGGGGCCAACUCUGUAGUCUUCAGCUGGGCGGCAACGACUGUUAGUGAUACUGCGCAGAACAAGGCGUGUGCGAUGGCAAUCAUCAACAUUACCGGGCAGCUGGGCAGUGUCUGGAGUCCGUACUUCUUCCACGAAAAUGAGUCGCCGAGGUAUAUCACAGCGAUGAUCUUGUUGCUGGCGUUUGCUGUGUGCAUGGCGAGUCUCUGUUUGAUCAUGAAAGUGUUACUCAAGAGGGAGAACAGAAAGCUGGUGGCCAAAGGCGAGGAGGAGGGCGUUGUUCCCAACCUGUACACACUGUAA